GCUUCGGCCCUCCCCACCGUCCCCCAGAUGUAUUAUGCGGUUUCCCAGGCGCGCGUGAACGUGGCCCCUGCGACCAUGCUGCGGCCACAGCGGCCGGGAGAUGUGCAGCUCGGGGCCUCCCUGUAUGAGCUAGUGGGCUACCGGCAGCCGCCCUCCUCCUCCUCUUCCUCCGCUUCCUCCUCCUCCUCCACGACGGCCCCCCUUCUCCCCAAGGCGGCGCGCGAGAAGACGGAGGCGCCCGCCGAGCCGCCGGGCACGGGAUCCGGGCCGGGCGCGCACGCGGGCGGCGGCUCCCGGGCAGACGCCAAGGAGGAGCAGCAACAGCAGCUGCGGCGCAAGAUCAACAGCCGAGAGCGGAAGCGCAUGCAGGACCUGAACCUGGCCAUGGACGCGCUGCGCGAGGUCAUCCUGCCCUACUCGGCGGCGCACUGCCAGGGUGCACCGGGCCGCAAGCUCUCCAAGAUCGCCACGCUGCUGCUCGCCCGCAACUACAUCCUGCUGCUGGGCAGUUCGCUGCAGGAGCUGCGCCGCGCGCUCGGCGAGGGCGCGGGGCCCGCUGCACCGCGCCUGCUGCUGGCCGGCCUGCCUCUGCUCGCCGCAGCGCCGGGCUCAGUGCUGCUGGCGCCCGGCGCCGUGGGGCCGCCCGACGCGCUGCGGCCGGCCAAGUACCUGUCGCUGGCGCUCGAUGAGCCGCCGUGCGGCCAGUUCGCGCUCCCCGGCGGCGGCCCGGGCGGCGGCGCGGGCAGCCCCGGCCUUUGCACCUGCGCCGUCUGCAAGUUCCCGCACCUCGUCCCGGCAGGCCUGGGCCUGGCCGCGGUGCAGGCGCAGUUCUCCAAGUGA
Messenger RNA from Eubalaena glacialis (North Atlantic right whale), 840 nucleotides. RefSeq names its product oligodendrocyte transcription factor 1 (gene OLIG1). Bases 28 to 840 code for a protein of 270 amino acids. Gene Ontology annotation, molecular function: protein dimerization activity. NCBI's taxonomy places the organism in Eukaryota, Metazoa, Chordata, Mammalia, Artiodactyla, Balaenidae. The transcript has a single exon. The record is from RefSeq and is a predicted model, not a curated record.